UUUUCUUCAACAAAUAACAGCAACAACUCCAACUCCACAAAGCAACAACGACAAGCUAUGAACCGACCCGUCGAUCAUCGGCAAACCCGUCCGAUAAUCGGCGAACUCGACCGAAUCAGCAACAACAAGGAAAACAGCAGCAAAAACCCGAUAACCGACCCAGCUCAGCCAACAUUUAAAAUCGUUCAAAUCUUAUCCAAUUUUGAAUUUGAAAUUCAAAUUGGUACUAACAUAGUACCGUUUCCAGUUCAUUCCUUUAUCCUUUUUCAAAUUUCGAAUUCACCCCAUUAAAAUUCUCCUAAUUACCCCUGAAAAUUCUUUGUCCCACAUCGGUGAAAGCUAAAAUUCACCCCCAUUUUAUUCUCUAUAAAUAGCUCACUUUGGAGCAAAUUUUAACCAAGUCUUAGAAGGGGGUGAAAACUAUUUUGAGCAAAAACCAGUUCAUUUUUCGUUUUGAGCAUAAGUUUUUCUUCUUCCCGAGAAAGUUGACGACUGCUCGGAGCUUUCGGAGUCGCGAAAAAAUCCUCCCGUGGUGGUCGAGAUCCCGGCGUCAGUUCGGAAUCUUGUUUUGCUGCUCCAAAGCAGAUGGAAUCCUGUGAAUCAAAGCAGUCCUCAAGUUUCAGGUUAAAAUGCUUUAGUUGAACUUGUAGUCUGGAGUCCCCAAUUCACAGCUGGACCAGAACUAUGUUUGCUACUUGUGGUGCCGAUCAGUUCUCCAAAAAGUUUCAGCUUUUUCUUGGUUUUCAUCUCAAGAGAUCUUCUUGGUUUAGUACAACUAUAAUUAAUCAUGCACAUUCCUUUACGCAAUCCCAACAGAGGAGAACAGUACGAAAAGUUAAUCGACUGGCGAGCAAGUCUACCAAAUCUGUUCAGAAGCAAGACAUAGAUCUCCCUAAAGUUUUCAUGAGGGAUGCAAUUACAAGAAUAUCUCAUACACUGAGAUCUUCAACUUGGGAUUCUGCUCAGGACCAGUUGAUAAAACUUCCCAUAAAAUGGGAUUCCUACACAGUCAAUCAAGUUCUCAAGACUCAUCCUCCUAUGGAGAAAGCCUGGUUGUUUUUCAAUUGGGCCUCUAAAUUGAAAAACUUUAAGCAUGACCAGUUUACCUACACGACUAUGUUGGAUAUAUUUGGGGAAGCUGGGAGGAUUUCAUCCAUGAAAUAUGUCUUCCAGCAGAUGCAAGAUAAAGGAAUCAAGAUAGAUGCAGUUACCUAUACAUCCCUUAUUCACUGGAUCUCCGACCAUGGGGACAUUAAUGAGUCGAUUAAAUUGUGGCAGGAUAUGAAAGAUAAAGGAUUUGUUCCCAAUGUUGUUUGCUACACUGCAUACAUGAAAUGUUUGUUUGAUCAUAAUCGAGUUAAGGAAGGAGCCAAGAUAUACAAGGAGAUGCUUCAAUCUGGUUGUUCUCCCAACUGCCACACAUACACUGUCCUUAUGGAGCAUCUUGCUAGUUCUGGAAAAUUUGAUGGAGUUCUCGAGAUUUUCAGUAAAAUGCAAGAUGCAGGGGUCCAACCAGAUAAAGCUUCAUGCAACAUUUUAGUGGAAAAAUGCUGUAAGGCCGGGGAAACACAAGCAAUGAUGAAAAUUCUUCAGUACAUGAAGAAGAAUUUUCUUGUUCUGCGUUAUUCUGUCUAUCAAGAGGCUUCCCACGCGUUGAAGAUGGCCGGGGUGAGUGAUCGGCUACUUAGGGAUGUUAACCGUCAUCUGUCCUUACAAAAUUUGAACCAAGAUUCGAUUGACGAAUCAGAUGGAAUUGCUGAAAGUAGUUGCUUUACUUUGGAUGAUAGGUUGAUUUUGUACUUGUUGAAUAAAAAAAGUCUUCUUGCUGUUGAUUACCUACUAGAUAGCUUGAUGAAUAAGUGUCUCAAAUUGGAUCCUCGAAUAGUGACAACCGUAGUUGAGGUAAACUGUAACUGUGGUAGAGUAAAUGGUGCUUUUUUGGCCUUCGAAUUCAGUGUGAAACUGGGAAUAACCAUUGAAAGAACUACGUAUCUUACCAUGGUGGGCGAACUUAUUAGAACAAAUUCAUUUUCAAGGGCCGUGGACAUUGUUGAAGCAAUGGUUGGGGCAGGCCUGUCAUUAGGGUCCGAACUAACUGCACUUCUGAUACAUCGACUUGGCUGUGCUAGACAGCUUGCUUCUGCUGAAAAGUUAUUUAGCAUCUUACCUGAUCAGCAGAAGAGUACUGCUGUGUAUACUGCUUUAAUAAACACCUACUUCACCUUUGGGAAUGUUGAUAAAGGGCUUGAAAUAUUUGAGACCAUGAGAAAGCAAGGGAUAAAUGUGGCAUUAAGUACUUGCAGUGUCCUAUUGAAUGGUCUUGAAAGAAAUGGCUUAUUUGAUAAAUUACAAUCUUAUAGGAAAGAAAAGAAGAGAUUUCAAUCUGAAAGCUGUGGUGGGAAAAUGUCAAUGGAGGAAACAUUGUGUGAUCUUCUUUUUGCUGGAAAUUUUGACAGUUGAGGACAGUUUUCAUGAUUUUUUUGGAGUAUUUGGUGUACAAAUUAGCUGUUGGUUCGUAGCUUGAGUUGUACUGGAUUUACAGAAGUUGGCAAAUACAGAAAUAGCUUGUGCUGUCUAUCGUGUGUCGGAAUUUACAGAAAUGGGGUAUUCUCAACAGAGCAUGCAGGAGACAUAUACCUUCUAGAUCCACUUACUGAAAUAAAAUUGGGGAUGGAUAAUCUCGUAUGGAUCACAUUAAAAUGAUGGGUCAAAUGGGGCUUGACAGCUUAAUUAUUCUCCUGCAACAUUAUGGCCUUAAAAAGGUUUAUUUCCUAACUCUACUUCUUGAAUGAUGCCUACAAAGUCUCACAGUUGGAAAUAUGAUGGAAAUAAGUAUGAACUGCUGAACCUUGAUCACUAAACUUUUUCAUUGUUCCUCCCCUUUCAUCCAGAAAACCUUAUAAAGGGAAAAAAGUUUCUAUGCCUUUCAUUUAGAAGAACAUAUUUUGGAGUUCGGAUCUUCUUAUAUCGCCCAAGUUGCGUGCUUAAUUAAAGUAAAAGACUUGUGGUCAUUUGUAAUUUAGAUUAGACUAAUCUGCAGGUAUGGCAUUCUAAGCUCUUCUUAAACUUAACCCAUGUUA
Molecule: messenger RNA, 3080 nt
Organism: Capsicum annuum
Lineage: Eukaryota; Viridiplantae; Streptophyta; Magnoliopsida; Solanales; Solanaceae
Product: pentatricopeptide repeat-containing protein At2g01390
Exons: 3
Coding region: 685-2460 (591 amino acids)
Molecular function (GO): protein binding
Source: RefSeq, a predicted model, not a curated record